CCAUCCACGCCAACACGACAAUAUCCCGACCACAAUUCAAUCCUUUGUAUGCGGCCUGUGCGUCGCGCAUUCACGUCUAGUGCUCGACCGCUUCACGCCCUCCGCCCGUGGCUGUGCAGAAACUUCACCAAACGGCGAGUUCUGAGUCACGAGACAGUCACGCCCAGCGCAACACGAAACUAUAUAAGUCGACUGCGCAUCUCUCCUUUCCAAUCCUCACAGUACGCAACAAUGGCGCUCGCAAACGGUGCAGCGUCCGACAUGGAGCAAAUCACCUCACACCUACAGACACUCGGCAUCUCCAGCAUACCCACCUUCCCCGGCGUCCAGCUCUACCCCCAGCAUAACCCCGUCGAUGUAUACCGCGCCGUCAUCAUCCAACAGCUCCAGACCAUCACCGGCGCCGAACCCGAAAUCAUCAACAACGCCGUGCAAUGGACGCAAGAUCUCAAGCACGGUGAUCUGGUCUUGCCCGUUCCCGCCUUGCGCCUGAAGGGCAAGAAACCCGACGAACUGGCCAAGGAGAUCUCGGAGAAGUUCAGCAGUCCUCUCAUCCAGAAGCCCACUGCCGAGAAGACAUAUGUCCGAUUCUUCUUCGAGCCGAAGUCGUAUGCCAAGCUCGUGCUGCCCACCAUUCUCAAGCAGAAGGGCGAUUACGGCUUCAAUCCCAACCUGGGCCUGGAAGAUCCGAAGGAUCCGUCAAGUCGGAAGAAGAAGGUGAUUGUGGAGUACUCAAGUCCGAACAUCGCAAAGGAGUUCCACACUGGCCAUUUGAGGAGUACCAUCAUCGGCGGCUUCCUGAUCAAGCUGUACUCGCGCGCAGGUUGGGACACGCUCUCGAUGAACUACCUCGGCGACUGGGGCAAGCAGUACGGCGUGCUGGCGCAGGGCUUCGAGAAGUACGGGAGUGAGGAGGAGCUGCAGAAGGAGCCCGUCAAGCAUCUCAACGAAGUCUACGUCAAAAUCAACCAGGACAACUCCGCCGAGCUCAAGCCGCUGAACGCGCUCAAAGACAGGCAAAAGGAAUUGGAGAAGCUGAAGAUGCCGAAGAAACCGGUGAAGCCGGCCAAGGGAAAGCCUGCGGAGCCUGUGGAGCCAGUCGUGCAGGAGGAGUUCACCGAGGCGCACGAGAAGGAACUGGCCGAGCUUCCGGCAAAGAUGGAGAAGGUCGAGCAGGAGCUGGCUGCGAUACCCAGUAUCGAUGAGAAGGCCCGUCAGUUCUUCGCCCGGAUGUACAACGGCGACAAGGAGGCGCUGCAGAACUGGCAGAGGUUCAGGGACUUGUCGAUCGAUGCCUACAUCAAAAUGUACGCUCGUCUGAACAUCGAGUUUGACGAGUAUGGUGGAGAGUCGACAGUCAAGGAAGCGAAUAUGGAGCAAGCGGUGGUGGUGUUGGAGAAGAAGGGCAUCAGCGAGGAUAGCAAGGGCGCCAUCAUCGUGGACCUCUCCAAGCACGGCGCGCCAACACUCGGCAAGACACUGGUCAAGAAGAGGGACGGCACCUCACUCUACCUCACCCGAGACAUCGCCGGCAACUUUGAGCGCUACGAGAAGCACAAAUUCGACAAGAUGAUCUACGUCGUCGCCUCGCAACAAGACGUGCACAUGGCGCAGUUCUUCAAAAUCCUCGAGCUCAUGGGCGAACCGUACGCCGAAAUCGUCGCCAGAUGCGAGCACAUCACCUUCGGCAUGGUGAAGGAUCCCAAGGGCCAGACGAUGAGCACGCGAAAGGGCACCGUCGUCUCGCUCGCCGACUCCCUCGACCACGCCAAGGAAUUCAUGCACGACGUGAUGCGCAAAAACGACGACAAGUACAAGCAAGUCGCCGACCCGGAGUCCACGGCCGACAUCCUCGCCAUCAGCGCCAUCAUGGUGCAGGACUACAGCGGGAAGCGCAUCAACAACUACAACUUCGACCUGGAGAAGAUGACGUCCUUUGAAGGCGACACCGGCCCCUACCUGCAAUACUCGCACGCGCGCGUCUGCUCCAUGGAGCGCAAAAACCCCGUCCCCUUCGAGCAACUCCUCGCCGCAGACCUCAGCCUCAUCAUGUCGAAAGAAGGCAUCGAGCUCGUUCGCACGCUCGCCCAGUGGCCCGACGUCUUCCUUAACACGUACAAGACCCGCGAGCCCGUCACCGUGCUCUCGUACCUGUUCAAGAUGACGCACGUGCUGUCGACGUGCUACGAGGCGAAAGACGCGAGCAAUCACAACGCGAAGACGAUGAGCGUCAUGUUUGCCGAGACGCCGGAGAAGAAGGCGGCGCUCAUGGCGUUGUAUGAUUGCUCGAGGCAGGUGUUGGGGAAUGGGAUGCGGCUGCUCGGGUUGACGCCUGUGGAGAGGAUGUAGAUCCCGGUGGAUGGGAGAGUCGCUUUUGCAUGAUCCAGGGCGUUUCGAUUGGGUGAUCGCCUGAUCUGUAUCUUAGAUGCUGCCAGUUAGCUAGAGAAGUGCUGAAUGAUUCACACCGCAAACGCUCGUCGCGCAUACAUUAGUCUGCAUGUCGUAGUCAGCCAGAUUCACCUGCUGAGGAGAGGAGAGGGCAAAAGGCGUAGAGGAUAAUGAUGU
This is a messenger RNA of Neohortaea acidophila, 2565 nucleotides long. RefSeq lists its product as uncharacterized. The transcript has a single exon. The record is from RefSeq and is a predicted model, not a curated record. Bases 49 to 2349 code for a protein of 766 amino acids. Gene Ontology annotation, cellular component: mitochondrion; cytoplasm. Lineage: Eukaryota; Fungi; Ascomycota; Dothideomycetes; Mycosphaerellales; Teratosphaeriaceae. Gene Ontology annotation, biological process: arginyl-tRNA aminoacylation; mitochondrial translation. Gene Ontology annotation, molecular function: arginine-tRNA ligase activity; ATP binding.